Molecule: messenger RNA, 3066 nt
Organism: Chiloscyllium plagiosum (whitespotted bambooshark)
Lineage: Eukaryota; Metazoa; Chordata; Chondrichthyes; Orectolobiformes; Hemiscylliidae
Biological process (GO): platelet activation; positive regulation of heterotypic cell-cell adhesion; blood coagulation, common pathway
Cellular component (GO): fibrinogen complex
Molecular function (GO): protein-macromolecule adaptor activity; extracellular matrix structural constituent; signaling receptor binding
Source: RefSeq, a predicted model, not a curated record
AGGAUGUCCAUGCAUAGUCUGAUGGUGAUUUUAGGGUUGAAAUUUGAUGAAAAGGAGAGAGAAGAGGCAUUUUCUCAAGUGAUUGCUGCAGAGCUGGUAAAAUGAAGGCAAUACUGACCUUGGGUUUGAUACUAUGUUCCAUUGGUUUGAUAUGGACUGAACAGGCUCUCAAGCCUCGGGGUCCUAGACCUGAAGUAGUCGAAAACCAAAUGAAAUCCAGACACCAUUCGGUGUCGUCAAGCCCACUUUGUACUGAUGAAGAAUGGGGCCCUAAAUGUCCAUCUGGGUGCAGAAUUCUUGGAUCAAUCGAGUCUUGGAGUCGCAAAAAUAACGACAGAAUUGAAAAGUUUCAACAGUACAAGAACGAGUAUUCCAGAACAUUUUGGGAUACUCAGGUAACUGUGAUCGAAACUACCAACAGAAUGAAAAAGAUUGUGGAGCAAAUUGGAAAAAUUGAGGACAGCUGUCAAGAAGAGAUGAAUCCUCUGAAUUACAAACUUAUCGACUUGCAGAAAAAAGUUGAUGACCACAUUGCCAGAGAAAACAUACUAAAAAACAAUAUAAUAGAACAAUACAAAGAAAUCUCAAGGUUGGAGGUGGAUAUUGAUAUCAAGCUACGAGCUUGCAAAGGAUCUUGUGCAAAAUCAUUUGCUUACAUCAUUGAUAAAAAUCUGAAUGAGGAAAUGGAGAAAAAUAUUACGUCAAUAACUUCCGACAGCAUGGAGAAUAAUCUGUCUGAGAAGCUAACUGCGUCACUUAAAACUGGGAAUACUAAGGAUUGUGCAAUUGACAGCAAAUAUAAAUCUUUUGAAACUAAAUAUGUGCCAGAAACAACAUUGUAUCCUAAUGUUUGGGAAGGAGCAGAUGUUAGGACGCUCAUCCUAGAAGAAAAUAUAAAAGAUCCAAGUGUUAGCAAAACUCAUCUGACCAGUAGUAGCAUUAGCACUGGAAGCAGUCAUAAAGUAGUCAGUGAAUUUUCACAUCCAGAUCAAAACAUUUUCCAUUCAGAUCGGUCAGUGACCACCAAAACAACUGUUUCAAAACAAGGUGAAGUUACUAAAACAGUCACAACAGAGGUUGAUUCUGGUUCUUUUCCUCUUUCAAUAGAUGAGCUAAUGGCGAAAUAUGGAUUAGAUGGUAGGACUAAGGGUUCGACUGCCACUUUAACUGAGACACGCACAUCUUCACAUCAUGUAGAUGAUGGUUUAGGAAGCUUACUAAAUUCUGGAGUUAAAUCAACUGCGUCUAAGACUGUAGUUCACACAAAAACAUACAUAUCUUCUGAUGAGAUAGGUGAUUUUCAAAACGUAGGAGACUUUACCACUGAUUUUUCUACUUUUCGUCAUGAAGAUCAUUUGGGCCCACUAGAUGGGGCUAGUGGUUCAAGCAAAACAAUUAGUUAUGCAUCAAGAAGUCAACACUCAUCCAGUGUUGGUGGUACUAAGGGAUUCAAAGCAACUGAAGAUUCAAAUCAUGAUGUUGCCCGUCUAUCUGAAGAUGAAACUGGAGGAAGUGAUCCAGGUAUUAAAACGUUUUAGAAGGAAACAAUAAUUAAAUGAAAACAACACUUAGAAAAGCAAAUCAACAGGGAAUGGAGACCAUCUUUAACCUGACUCCCAGCUCUUAUCAAUGAUUUUAUUAACGAUCUUCUCAAUUCAUGUAUUGCUUAAAGAAAGAAUGAUCACCUUUUGAAGAUCAAUAAAGACAUUUUAAAGCAAACAUGAGGCUUUUUUUGGUAUUUUCAAAAGAAAUGGUGGCAGUAUUGAUCAAAGACACUGUUAAGUACAGAAAAGGGAUGAUAUGCUUGAUUGAUUGAAUAAAUAGUCGAAUAAAUUUGCUAUACUUUUUGGAAAGAAUGUGGGAAUGGCACUAAUUGGAUAAUUCUUUCAAAAGAGCUGAAAAGACAUAAUGAGCUAAUUUGUCUCCUGUACUUUAUCAUUCUAUGACUCUAUUUUGCACUCUAAGUUGCUGAAACAAACAAAAUUAAAAAUGAUCAAUGUUAAACCAUGAUGUAAAUAAUGUGAGCACAUUUGAAAUUCUGCUAGGUAAUAUAUUAGAAAAAUACUUCUUAAUCUUGACCUAAAGUCGAUUUGCCAUUCCUCCUCUGUACCGAUUGACCCUUGGAAAGUCAAUUUUCUUUCAGAACUAUUCCGUGCCCAUUCUCCACAAUCAGUAGAUCUGUCUCUAAAGUCUUGCAUCCAUCAAUUGUCUACUUCUGAUCACACAUCAUCACAAGAUGAAUCAUUUGAAUAUUUGUUGAAUUAAUCUUGCAUUAAAGGUGAAAUAUGCUGUACUCCUACUGGAUUGAGACAACCAGUAGAGAGUCAUCCACACCUCAAGCAUGGGAGAGGUGAAGAGGAAGAAUCUAUCACAGUAAUUGUGGGAAUUGAACCGUAUCACAGACCAGUCAUCCAGCCAACAGAACCAAACAAACCCCUGUCCUUGUAUAAUGAGACUGUGCAAUAUGUGCAGUUGGAGACUGAAACGAGUCCUUAAUUUGACUUAGAGUGAAUAUUGGAAUGUAGGAAUGUCUUUGGAGUCUAUCAUUAACAGGAAAGGAAUAUUGAGGAAGCGCUUACAUUAGGAUUCCCCUUGAAAUAGAGAAUAACAAAAUAGGAUUGAUGCUUGAAAUGGGAUAGAAAUACACAGAAGCUCUAAUAUGGAAGCAGAUCUUUACGCCCAUAAUUUUGGGAGCAUAAUCUGUUAAUUGUAGUCUCAUUAGGCCAGAGAGCCUGACCUGAUCAUUUGUUUUUGUUCUUUUUCACAAUAUGGUGUUACUACACUUGUAAAUUUGUAACUGCAUCUUGUUUGUUCAGUUCUCUGUAAACCUUGUUACUAUUUUGUCAGUACGUGUCAAGCACCCUUCACGUGAUCCAACUGCCAAAUGGAUAUGUAUAAAAACUGGUGUGUAUAUUGUAACCUUUUGCUCUUCCCAGACUGACAGUUAGGAUAUCAAUACCUUGCUGCCAGUAAUGUUAGUAGAAAUAUUAGACCUAUAUGAUCUAAGUGAGUAAUUAUAUGUGUAGUAAAUAAAAAUGCAGAAGAUAUUAAACUGAUCUCCCACAA